GGAUUUCAGAGUUCAGACUUCGGAUUUCAGACUUCAGAGUUCAGAGUUCAGACUUCGGAUUUCAGACUUCAGAGUUCAGAGUUCAGACUUCGGAUUUCAGACUUCGGAUUUCAGACUUCAGAUUUCAGAGUUCAGAGUUCGGAUUUCAGACUUCAAAGUUCAGAGUUCAGACUUCGGAGUUCGGAUUUCAGACUUCAGACUUCAGAUUUCAGAGUUCAGACUUUAGACAUAAUAAAAAUCCACGUCAUUACACGUCAUUUCCGCUCUUUCAGUUCAGUGAUUAGUACGCCAUGGGAAAGGGCAUGUAUUCUUGGAUGUUAUUGAUCUUUAUACUAUGGUCUUGUUCUAUUGUCGAUCCAGUACUUGCUGUGUUGCCAGUUGACAAGCAAAGAACUCAGGUGUUUCAAGUAAAGUUGGAUCUAAUACAGCAUUACUUCUGUCGUGGAUACAAGUACAAGGAAAUUUUAGCUACACUUUCGGUCAUUCAUGGAAUAAGAAUAAGUUAUAGACAAUUAAAACGACUGUUAAAGCGAAUGAGCUUAUUUAGAAGAGGUCCAGAGUCUCAAAUUGAAACGAUUAUAAGUGCCAUUUUAAAAGAAAUAUCUGGAGGUGGUCGAUGUUUGGGUUAUAAGACUAUGUGGUGGCGGCUUAAAGAUUUCUAUGGAUUACAUGUACGUAGAAAAACUGUUCUUCGUUUGAUGUGGAUAGCGGACCCAGAAGGUAUGCAGAGACGAAAGGCCAAGCGUCUACUUCGUCGCCAAUACUCAUGUCCUGGUCCUGACUUUAUCUGGCACAUCGACGGAUAUGAUAAAAUUAAACCCUUCGGAUUUGCAAUUCACGGGCAGUAG
Ruditapes philippinarum (Manila clam) is the source of this 848-nucleotide messenger RNA. RefSeq lists its product as uncharacterized. The coding region runs from base 291 to 848 and encodes 185 amino acids. The transcript has 2 exons. The record is from RefSeq and is a predicted model, not a curated record. NCBI's taxonomy places the organism in Eukaryota, Metazoa, Mollusca, Bivalvia, Venerida, Veneridae.